Molecule: messenger RNA, 428 nt
Organism: Trachemys scripta elegans
Lineage: Eukaryota; Metazoa; Chordata; Testudines; Emydidae
Product: collagen alpha-1(XXIII) chain-like
Exons: 8
Coding region: 48-428 (126 amino acids)
Source: RefSeq, a predicted model, not a curated record
AGCCAGGACCACCAGGUUCCGAAGGAUCCUCUGGAUAUUCAGGAGCUAUGGGUUUCCUUGGUGAAACAGGUGAACUUGGGCCCCCAGGGAAAAAGGGUGAACCUGGUUUGCCUGGACCUCAGGGUGAAUCUGGAAUAGCAGGAGAAAUUAGGGAUGCUGGUGGGAGUGGUGAGGAUGGUGGCUCUGGUGAUCCAGGAGAGACGGGUUCCCAAGGAAGACCAGGAAAACAAGGACCUCAGGGGCCUGUGGGACCCAAGGGCUUUGCUGGUGCCAAAGGAAACAAAGGAGAUAUUGGAGAACAAGGAUAUAGGGGUUAUCCAGGAGCCCCCGGAGAGACCGGAGAAGAUGGGCCAAAGGGCAAUGAAGGAUCUCCAGGAAUACCAGGCAGUGAUGGCAUUCCAGGAAGGGAUGUAAGAUCUAGUUCAUAA